AUGAGGCUGAAAAUAGCGAUGUCGCGAGAUCCGAGGCAUGCUGAAGCAGUAAUAGGUGUCGGAUGGAUAAAUAAUGAUGAAACUGUUAGCUGUGGUGACGACCGAAAGCUUCUUCGGUGGAAUCUGUUAAAUGCUGAAGCGCAUAUGAUGACGCAAUUAUCAGGGAAUUUUUAUCCAACAAGUUUAAAUUGGUUCCCAAGAAAUCAAUCGAAACAGCCGUCUGAUAUAUUUGUUAUCACCUCAACUGAGGGCAAAUUUUAUCUUUUCAACCGGUCAGGAAAGAUCGAAAAAUCAGUUGAAGCUCAUCGAGGUGCAGCCUUAUGUGCCAGGUGGAGUGGGGAAGAUGGUUCUGUGAAAAUGUGGUCUAAAAAUGGAAUGCUACGUAGUGUUUUAUCACAAAAUGGUACACCAGUUUACUGCAUUAGUUGGAGUGGUGAUUCUUCACAUAUUUUAUAUUGCUGUGGGCAGAAUUGUUUUAUUAAAGUCCUAAAAGUACAAAUGUCACCGAUUAAAUGGAAAGCUCAUGAUGGAGUUGUUCUAUGUGUCGACUGGAGCUGCAAUAGCAAUUUGAUUAUUACGGGUGGUGAAGACUGUAAAUACAAAGUUUGGGAUAAUUAUGGUCGUCCGAUUUUUUCUAGUUCAUCGCACUGUUAUCCAAUCACAUCUAUAUCUUGGAAUGUCGAGGGCGAUUUAUUCAUCGUUGGAGCGUAUAACAUGCUUCGACUUUGCGAUAAAGUUGGAUGGUCGCACUCGUUAGAAAACUUGAAUACAGGCAGCAUUUUGAAUAUUAGCUGGUCACCAGAUAGUACACAGUUUGUUGGGGCUUGCGCUAACGGCCAUGUGGUUCAUUGUCAAAUCAUUGAGAGGCGUGUUUCUUGGCAUAACAUUGAAGCAAUUCAGUCAAAACGAAAGAUCAUAGAUGUAAGAGAUGUCACGUCUGAACUGGGACGUGAAAAAUUGGAAAUAAAAGAUCGAAUUACGAAACUUGCACUUGGUUUUGAUCAUUUGGUUGUUACGACAACUAAACAAUGUUAUAUAUUUAGUAUAAAAAACUGGAAUACACCUAUUAUUACAAAUCUCAAAGAAUGCGCUGUUUCCCUUAUCCUGCCUAAUGUUUCAAAGGGUGACAUUCUGUAUGAAAAAACAGUAGCUGUAUCAAAUGAUACGACUGCGAUUCGCGAUCGUUUUGAUCCAAAAACUAUUCAUAUAUUUGAAACUGCUACUGCUCGAACUGCAGGUGAUGGCAAAAUCGUUCAUUCAAAUGAUAUAGUUGAAAUAGCAAUUGACCAAUGUGGUUCAGCUGAUGAAAGGAAACUGGCUUUUAUUGAUACAAGCUGUGAUUGCUAUAUUAUUUCAGUGAGAUCCUACAGCGCAAAAAAUCGUAUAGCUAAACUCGGUACAAUGAUAACGAAAAUCUGCUUCAACGAUACAUCGAAUAUUUUAGCUGGUUUACAAGAUAACCAAUUGAUUAUAUGGACUUAUCCUGGCGUUGUAUUCGUGGAUAGGGAUCUUCUUCCAAAGAUAAUUAUCAACAAAGAAUGUAGGGACUUUGGUAGAUCGCAACAAAUUAUAUCAUUCAUCGGCAAUCAUAUAUCGAUACGGAGAUCAGAUGGCUGUUUAGUUCCAUGUGGGAUACCUCCUUUUGCAGUCAUUCUUAUUUCUUACAUUCACUCGUUGAAAUGGGACCAAGCAAUCACAUUAUGCCGGAAAAUGAAAGAAGAACAUUUGUGGGCCAUCCUAGCAGCUAUGGCAGUUGACUUAAAUAAUUUUUAUGCUGCAGAAAUUGCUUAUGCAGCUUUGGAUGAAGUUGAAAAAGUUAAUUAUUUAUCAAGUUUCCGGACAUUAACAAGUAAAGAAGCAAAACUGGCUAUGAUGCAUGGCUUCAAAGGAAAUAUAUCAAAAGCCGAAUCCAUGUUUAUUCAGUCUGGUGAUUUCUUUAAAGCUAUUAUGCUUAACAUAUCGAUGUUUCGUUGGCAAAGAGCUCUAGAGCUUGCUAUCAAAUACAAUAUGCAUUUGGACACAGUUAUCGGUUAUCGUCAAAAAUUUUUGCAAGAAUUUGGUCGAAAAGAAACUGAUAAAACUUUUUUACAACAUUUGUCUGAGGUUGAAAUUGACUGGGAAUGCAUACAAGAAAAAAUCCGAAAUGAAGAACAAAAGACGAACUGA
Molecule: messenger RNA, 2166 nt
Organism: Dracunculus medinensis (Guinea worm)
Lineage: Eukaryota; Metazoa; Nematoda; Chromadorea; Rhabditida; Dracunculidae
Source: the annotation of a GenBank genome assembly